Paramecium tetraurelia is the source of this 1623-nucleotide messenger RNA. RefSeq lists its product as uncharacterized. Gene Ontology annotation, biological process: regulation of DNA-templated transcription. The transcript is spliced from 5 exons. Gene Ontology annotation, cellular component: nucleus. Gene Ontology annotation, molecular function: RNA polymerase II cis-regulatory region sequence-specific DNA binding; DNA-binding transcription factor activity, RNA polymerase II-specific. The record is from RefSeq and is a predicted model, not a curated record. Lineage: Eukaryota; Ciliophora; Oligohymenophorea; Peniculida; Parameciidae.
AUGUUUCAGGAAUUCAUUUCAUAACUUGGCACAUUCAAAAAUGCUGAAAUUCCUUUUUAUUUUAGAAAUCAAUUUAAAAUCAAAGACAAUUUCAUAAAUCCGAACAGCAAGUAUUUCGAUGGUAUUGUACAAAAAUUGAUUUAAGAGGAAAAGUAGGGUAUAAAGAGAAAAUGGGAUAAGUAAUGUAAAAUGAUGUUCAUAUGGGUAUUAAGUAAGUAUUUUCAAAUCAAAAAUCAAAAAUCCAUCAACCCAAACAAGGAGGAAUGGCAAGAGCUUGCAAGUAUCUUAAAAACUGAUGAAACCAUUCUCAAAUAAAGAUGGAUCACACUAAUAAACCCUGUUCAGAAAAGUAUAAACUGGGAUUCUCAAGAAGAUGACAUCAUCCGUUCAUUGAUGAAUUAAUAGGAUGAGAAACAUAUAUGGACAUUUAUUGCCUUGGAGUUAUAUAACAAAAAUGGGGGUCAAUUUAUUAGAACCCCUAAGUAAGUUAGAGAAAGAUGGAUGAAUUACCUCAACCCUAAGUUGAAUAAGUAAGCAUCAAAUUUAUACCCUAGAGCAAAUUGGACUUAAAAGGAAGAUAUCCAAUUAUUGACCAAUAUAGUCAAUCACGGCAAAAGAUGGUCACAAUUAUCAGCACUCUUACAAGGAAGAACUGAAAAUCAAGUCAAGAAUAGAUUCAAAAGCUUAAUGUAGAAGAUAUACAAAGAUGAAGACGAUGAUGAAUUAGAUGAACUUCAAGCUAUACAAGAUUAUUUAAAGAAAUUAGGAGUUUACUCUGAAGAAUUCGCAGGAGAUCCAAAUAUUUAAAAAAACCAAUCUUUCCAAACCUUCAAGUAGAAAGUCAGAAAACUCCAUAUUUAGAUCAGGCAUCCCAAAAAAACAACUAAGAAAAAGAAGGUCACCAAAGCUAAUCUCAAAACCUUAAAAAAAUAGUCAGAAUCAAUUAAUUAAGAAUUUAUUAUUUAAAAUAAUUCAUUAAAUCAAAAAGAAAAUAAUGAACCCAUCCCUAAUGUUUAAGAUUCCAACCUACCAAAUGACCUUAAUCGAUAAGAUUAAUAAUAAUAAGUCUAAUAACAAACCUAAAUUUCAGAAAUUAAUGGUAUUCAAACACCAAGUACUUUAAAUAACUGUUUCUUGCCCUUUAUCCAACAACCAUAUUAGUUCGAUGUCUAAUAAUAAAAUUAGAAUUAGUUGAUCUAUCAAAGUUAUAGAAAUUAAAUGGAAGAAUUUCAACAAUAUUAAUAUAAAAUUAUGAUGGAAUAAUAUAUGAAACAGUUUCAAACUAAUUAUAAUGCCAUAUCACCAAUUUCUAUGAUUAAUCAAACUCCCAUGACUUACACACCUACCCAACAAUAUCAAUUAUAUUACAACACAUUUACAUCACCAUAAUGGAAUUGUAGUCCUAACUAAAUAGAUAUCAAUUCCCCUAAAUUUUAAAAUUUCUAUUGGUAAAAUCAAUAGUAACAUUAUGAUUAAUUCUAAAAUGAACAAAUGAGACAAAUGCAAUAUAAUCAUAAAUUAGAAUUUUUAAAUUCGAAUAGCCUUGUCGAUGACUGGAAAAGAAAAAGAGAUAAUUCGAAAUAGAAUUCACAAUUUCAAUUUAUGGGUUCAUUAGAUUAAUGA